UCUGCGUGUCAUAUUACAGGGGACACCGCCACUGUAGUUUCACGCAAGCUUUACUGUUCAGGACAUGGUUAACGAUGUACUACUGUUUAAAAGUUGACAGAGGAAAUGAAAUAUAUUGGACAAUAUCCUUAACUCGGGUUUCAAAGAACGGGGACAACGGUGACUCUUUUCCAAGUGCGCAGCCUUGAGCUCAAGAAUAUUUGUAAUCUAUUUACAGCAGCCGCUGAGUAAGGCGAACUGCACUCAACGAGACAUGAUCCCAACACGAAGCUGUACUCUCCAGCGUUUGUUAUUUUAAAAUAACCACCAUAUUUCGGUUAUUAAAAUGGAUCCUGCUUUGAAAGGGAAAUGUGAGGGUGCAGAGUCAGAGAUGGAGGAAUUGCAGGACGUGGGGCCAGGAAUAAUCGAUAUCGACGACGAAGAUGAGAUUGAGGAACUUCAUAAAAGUUUAAAGGAAGUUGUGCAGGAUCAAUCAGUGAAGCCUAAACUCCAGUGUCUGAUGGUGGACCCAUCCUUCUCUAUGGUGACGGUACAGAGCGAGGACAGUGGGAUAGUAUGGGAGACUGCUUCCAGUAGAUGCUCAACUCCAUGGGCUUCAGAAGGAAGCUCGCCAUCUGAACAAUACAGCAUGGAAGGUUCUGGAACACAGGGGAAUAUUGUGAUCAUAAUGGAUGAAGACAGAAUAAAGAGGAAAAAAACGAGCAGCAGAGGCAAGCUGGGUGACAGGUUUAAAAAGCCAAGCUCCAGACUGCCAAAAAGUCGGAUAGGUGAGGAAAGACCUGCAAUGAUUGAGGUGUCAGUGCCAAAUAUCAGGUCUGAAAGCAAUGAGGAUGGUACGUCUGCUGGAAGCAAGGAUCAAGAUCUUUUUAGUUUGAUAUCAGAGGGUUUUGAAAUACUCAAUAUUGUUGUACCAACAAAGCUUGCUACAGUAGAUGAGGAAGAUAGCACUGAACUGGUGGAGAAUUUGGCCUACUUGGAUGAUACCCCAAAGAUAAAAUCCAAACACAAGCAUGAACCUGUAGCUACAAACAGGUGUCCUGUGAACAUAGAGAUAGACGUUGAUGAAAUAAAGCUAAAUGAAAGCUUGAGGGAUUCUUCCCAGAUCUCUGCUGACAAACAGCACAAAAAGGAUGAAACUCAUAUGGACUACCUUGAAAAAUUCACACUGUUAGAUGAACAGGCACCUAGUGAUGGCACUACACUGAUGGAAAAACUUGAACCAGAAGUGACUGUCCAACCAGAAGAACCUCAAGUGACUCAGAAAGAACCAAAAGCAGAUGAAGCAAUUGAUGAGGAUUCCUUUGUAAUCAUCAGUGAUGUUGAAAUUGCAGGUGAACAUCUUGACGAAGUGUUUUAUGGAAAUAAAUUAAAUGCAGAGCCUGUGGUUCCCCAAGAGCAUGGUGAAAGAACAGCAAAAGUGAGCACUAAAACUCUUAAAGAGAGUGGAUCAGUCUUAUUUGGAAGUCAGGAAUGUAUCCUCACACCUGUAUACCUCCCUACCGGACCACCAAAGAUCAUAGAUCUUGUUCUUCUUGAGGAACCACGAGCAAUGUCUUUCCAUUACUCAGAUCUUUAUGAGGACGCGAUUGGAGACCGGAAGAAAGAAGACGACUUUUCGGAUACGGAGAGUGUCGCUUCUGAAAGGUCCUUCAAAAGGCGGUACUCUGAUUCUGAUGAUGCAGAUGGAUAUCUGGAGAAGUUCAUAUUGAAGGAUGAAAUACCAUUGGUUGCUAAUGUACCUGAGGCCAAAGAGAAGGAAGAUGGGGGGAAAUUAGCAUGGUCACAAAGUAAAUUUGAACUUACUGGAUGUUUAGAAAGAGCACAAGAAAAAAAUGAUGAAGUAACUGUCGAUCAACCAUGUGUGCAAGAUAAAAAUGAAGGUGAAGCACAGUGUGAGUCCACAGGGUGUUGUUCAGAGGGACACUGUGCUCCAAAAAUCAAACCAGAGGUGGAAAUGAUCAUUAGAGGAAUUGUCACAUCAGACGACUUGGUUGCAAAGCAUAGUAGGGAAAAUGAAAAGCAAUGUGAUGUCACUGAUACACGACCUCAAGUGGAUCAAGUCCUUGAGCCACAAAGCAAAACCACCAAUAAAGAAGAUCACAGUGGACAAGAACAAAUAAGUCUGACUGCUCAAGUGACAGGGGGUUUAGCGCAUGAAGAUGUUAUUAAAACUAAAGAGGAAUUUGAAAUUCUGUCUGUAACAAAGAGCUUUGAGAAAAUCCAGACUGAUGUACCACAUGCUGUUGAAAACAUUGCUGCUUCUGGGGCCAGUGUGGAUAAACGUCAUGAAGUAGCUGAUGUCAUUGUUGACAUUCAGGAAAUAAGUACUAUUACUAAAAAUGGCAAAGGAGAGAGUAAUAAAACCAAGACACAAGGCAAAAUUUUAGAGCAAAAUAUUACCCCAGGGAUUGAUAAAGGCAUUGCUGAAAUAUUAAAAAGAGAAGAACCAGAAAUAAUUGCUCAGAAGUUUGCCAGUCUCAAAGAACCCCUGUUAGAUAAAACAGAACCUCCAAAAACUGAAGAACCUUCAAAAGUAGAGAAAGAAGUCAAGCCUUCAGAAGAGACUGAAACAAUUACAAUGGAUGCUACUAAAGUUGAACGUUCUGCAAAAUCUUUAGAAGAUGAGUCUCAAGUCCGUGAAAAUGGAGAAAUACUUGCUGUAGUUGAGAAUAAAGUGAGUGAAGGAUUAAUACCCAAUAAGGAGAAACAAGAGCAAGUAAUUGACAAGAUUGGUGCAGCAAAAGAGGUUGAGGCCCAUAUCGGUUCAACAGAAGUGUUAUCAGAAACUGAAAUGAAGCCAGAGUCUGAAAUUACUUCAGUUCAGAGCUCAUCAGAACAGUCACAUACAAGUGAAACAGAUACACUGAACAUUGAGCUUCAGGCUAAACCUGAGAUUACAAGAGAGGAGAAAAUGUAUCCAGAAGCAACACUCAAGAAAGCCAAAGAGGGCACAGGUGCAGAUAGGCCAACAAAUAAGGCACCAGUGCUUGAACAAAGGCUGGAAAAGCAAAAAGAACAUGUUGACAUACCAAAGAUUGAACCUGUGGUUAAAGAAAAACAUGGAAAAGUUGAGGAAAUCAAGGUAAAUGUUACAGAGGAAGCAAAUGAAAAGUUUGACAACACAAAUGAGCCUGUUCAGGAUGAGAUACCUUCUCAAAAAAGAAUGACAACAGAGACGAAUCAAAUAAUUGAUUCAAGGCAAGAAUAUAGCUUACUGUUAGCUAAUGACGUGGAGGCAUUUGCUCGAGAAAGCACAGAAAAGAUAAGAGUAACAGAAGACGUAAAGGACUUAUCAAAAGUAAGACUGUCACCUGUUGUUCCAACAAAGGAGGAGCAGGUAGAAGAGUAUAGUGAAAUAAAUGACGUGACCAUAUUAACCAGAGAGAUCCCAGUGAAAGAAUCAUCCAUUAGUUGGACAGAUAUUGAGAAUAAGAUGUUACCUCUAUCGUCAACAGAAACAUUAGUGGAAGGAAAGAAAACAUACGUGAAUGAUGUACAGAUUGAACAUAUAACAAAUCUACCAGAGCCCAUUUUGCCUCCUCCUCCAGUUGAUGAAGAUGACCCCUCAGCAAUGAGAGUUUCACCUUUAGAGCCAGAGGAUAGUGACAAAAUUUAUGAAGAUAUACAUAGAGGAGGAAACCUAAGUAGGAAUAAAGAUGUUUUCUCGCAGUUGCGAAGUUUUACCCCUCAAGAGGACCUGUCGGCCUUGAGCUGCGACCUGGAUGUGCAGCAGGAAAUUGCAGAGGAACUUGAUUAUGAGAUGGUGACCGAACAAGAGGCAAGACAGUCUGAACAAGCUAUAGCUGAGGAUGGACACUUUGAACAAGUUCGACUGUCAGAUCAAACUCUGGAAAAAGGCUUUGAAUUUGUUGGGGAUUUGGAUAGUGCACAAAUGGCGGAAUACGAACAUCAAGAGGAACUUGAAAUUCAACCAAUGGAUGCGUUCUGCCUUGUUUGUCGUUGCCCAGUACUGCUGAGUGAGGCUGAGCAUCAAAACCAUGAGAUGGCCUCUUUGGAUGAGGCCUAUGACAGUAUUAAGAAUCAGCUGAGUGAACUGAUAUCAGUUUUACAAGGAAAAUCAGAGAAUAUUGAAGACUUUGUAUCUGAGCUUGAACUGGCAUACAACACAGUGGAGGAGAACUUUAAUGAUUGUGAGAGGAUCAUAAAGGAGCACAAUGAGGAGGUGGUGAAGCUGGUGAUGGAUCAGUAUAAUGAGAUGUCUCAGGCCAUGGAGGAGGAGAAAAAGGCCAAACUGGAGCAGCUGUACGACCAGAUUGUGUCGUUCCAGGAGAAUAUCGACAAGGCUAAAGAGACUAUGGAGAUGACAGCUAAGGAGGAGGAAGAGACAGACCCACUCAAGUUUCUUUCUUCAUCAAAAGAUAUCAAUAUGAGGUUGAAUACAGCUUUGGAAUCCACCAUGUCACUUGAACUUGGUCCACGAGGGCUGCUGGUUUUUGAGGAUUAUGCCAAGGGCAAAUCAGGCAAUGAGAGGAAAACCAGACAAGCCAUUCCAGUGCCUCAAAAACCACAUCUUCAGCCUCAAGAGGCCAAUUCUGCAACCAGCACUUCUGUCACUGUGUAUUGGAGAGUCAAUGAGGAUGACAUUAUUGACUGCUUCCAAGUCUACUGCAUGGAAGAGCCACAAGGAGCUAUCUCAGAAGAGUACAGGGUGACUGUGAAGGAGAGCUACUGUAAUCUAGAAGAGCUGGAACCGGAUAAGUGUUAUAAGGUGUGGGUGAUGGCGGUGAACUACACAGGCUGCAGUAUGCCGAGUGAGAGACUGCCCUUCAGAACCGCCCCCUCAGUCCCGGUGAUCCAGACAGAACAGUGCACAGUGCUGUGGGACACGGCCACGCUGCGUUGGAGCGCCAUUCAGCCCAGCGCUGUGGACAGCUUCACACUGGAGUAUUGCCGCCAGUAUGCAUGUGAGAGAGAGGGACUCAGAUCCUUAUCAGGGAUAAAAGGCUAUGAGCAGAGAGUCCUCCUUCAGCCCAAUGAAAAUUACCUCUUCUACAUUAAAUCAGUGAAUGCCGCAGGGGCCAGUGAGCAGAGCGAGGCGGCCCUUAUCUCCACCAGAGGUACAAGGUUCCACUUCCUCAGAGAAACAGCAAACUCAGUGCUGGAGGUUUCAGAGGACAGGAACUCGGUAGAAUACCCACGUGAAAUGUACAAUAAAAUGUCCUCAAUCAUAGAAUGUCCAGCUGUUAUGGGUGAGCUUUUGCCUUCUCUUGGAUAUUACUACUGGGAGACAGAGGUGUCAAGGUGCAAAGCCUACCGCAUCGGUGUUGCGUAUCAAUCAGUCUCACUAACCAGCACACUGGGGGAGAACAGUGCCUCCUGGUGUCUGCACUGUGUACCUACAUCUAUAAGCUGCAGAUUUGAACUACUUCAUGACUGUGUGGAGUCUGACAUCUUUGUUAUGGACAUACCUGCGCGGAUCAGCACUUUGUUGGACUACAGCCAGGGUCGGCUCUUCUUCUUCAAUGCUCAGAAUGGGCAGCUCUUGGGCACUUUUCAGCACACCUUCAUUCAGCCCUGCUACCCUGUGUUUGUCCUAGAGCAGCCGGGGAAUCUAGAGCUGAAAAUGACCAAUGAGGUGCCGGAGUUUGUUAAGCACUGCUAGUUUACAUGACUCAAGUCUCAUUGCUCUGGGCUUGCUUGUGCGACAGUAUAUGAAUCAAGUGAAUCUUUCUUAAUAGGAAAUUAAACCAUAUUGUGCUGUCACAUGAAAAGUUGCUCAGUUUUAUGAAAUGGUGUGACUAAAGAGAUUAUGAGAAACAUUAAAGGGUUUGUUCACCCAAAAAUUAAAAAAAUUCUGUCAUGUAUUACUCACCCUCAUGUCGUUCCAAACCCGCAAGACCUUCAUUCAGAACACAAAUUAAGAUAUUUUUGAUAAAAUCCGAGAGGUAUAUGAGAGAACGCGGGCUCAGUAUUGGCAGACGCUGUUCAUGUGAGCAGCACGACACAUGCGUGUGAUGGUGACGCGGCAGCCAGGCGUUCUGACGUAGAACCUGAAAGCGCUGAAAGUAAACAGUGGAGGAGAAAGACACAGAAGAGAAGAUAUUGUUGAAUAAAGUCAUUAUUUUUUGUUUUGUUUUUGCGCACAAAAAGUAUUCUCGUCACUUCAUAACAUUAAAGUUGAACCACUGCAGUCACGUCGACUGUUUAACUAUUAGCUGAAGUACCCGGAUUUUGCCGUGUUCGCACCGCAGGAACUAGAAACGAUUUUAGUUCUAGGAACUCCUUUUGGGGGAACUAAAUUAGCUGAUUGGUCAAACGCAUGUCAAACACCGGCACCCAGCAUUUUUAAAAAGCCGUGUAAACAUAUUUACCUCACAAACAUGGAAAACAGUGAUAACAGCAUUUACCUGUUGUCUGCAGGGUUGUGUUUUUUUCUCCGCCUUGAUACUGAAAGUUGUCAUAGGAGAUUUCGUCUCUUAACCCCACUUUUUGCUCUUUCAGUCGCGUAGAUUAUGCGUUUACAUUCCAUUCUCCGUUAUCACGAAACCCACGACACACAACAAACAGCUCUGAUCGCGGCAUACUCCAUUCACUGUUUUUUAGCGUUUGUAAAUGCUGCGCUGUUUAUUACCUAAACUUAUUUAUUUAUUAACAAUAAUAGUUCCAGUGCGAAUGCAACCAGGAACAUGGCCCGGGGGAGAAAUUAGUUCUCGGGGAACUAUCCUAGUGGCUAGUUCCUAGAACUAAGUUCCUAAAACUAUUCGGUGCGAAAGCCCCUUUUACUACCUUUCUGGACCUUGACAGUGGUGGUUAAAUUGAGUCAUAUACCUCUCGGAUUUCAUCAAAAAUAUCUUAAUUUGAAUGAAGGUCUUGCGGGUUUGGAAUGACAUGAGGGUGAAUAAUUAAUGACAGAAUUUUCAUUUUUGGGUGAACUAACCCUUUAAGUUUUGUGAAAGGAAGGAUUGUUUCUGAAGCUGUGCUUUUAAAUCCCUCCAGAAACUAGUUUUGUGGAGCUGUUGCGUUGUUUUUGUAUAUAUGAAACAGAAAGUGCAUGCGACCAGUUUGUUGCUUAUCAUACAGUAUAUGAUGCACCCCUGGAUCACAUGAUGUGCAGACAUUUAUAUUCAGUGUCACUGUAUUUAUUUUGGAAGCUACAGGCUUUCAGGUUGUUUGAAUAAAACAGAUUUUGGCAAAACUAAUAACAGACUUUCAUAGCUGUAAGACACAUCUCAGUGGAGACACAUGUUUUUGAGAUGAUAGGCAUGGCAUCACAAAUUAGUGAUUGAAAAAAAAAAAAAGAAAUAUAUAUAUAUAUAUAUAUAUGCUAUCUGUUGUUUAGUCUAUUUACAUGAUUCUGUAGGAAAAGAUUAUUUCACUUCAUUUUCCAUUUAAAAUUGUUGCUGGAUCUCACUUAAUCACAAACUAACCAAUGGGAAAUGUGCAGUAAAGUAAAUAAAAUGAUUUUAGUUUUCACUUACAAUGGA
Ctenopharyngodon idella (grass carp) is the source of this 7445-nucleotide messenger RNA. RefSeq names its product cardiomyopathy associated 5 (gene cmya5). The transcript has 13 exons. The coding region runs from base 326 to 5623 and encodes 1765 amino acids. The record is from RefSeq and is a predicted model, not a curated record. Gene Ontology annotation, molecular function: protein binding. NCBI's taxonomy places the organism in Eukaryota, Metazoa, Chordata, Actinopteri, Cypriniformes, Xenocyprididae.